GCUCAGUCUCGCCGUGUCGUCAUCAGCCAGCGCCGCAGUAAAAAUGGCCGCUUGUUUGUGUUAUUGUUGAAACGUGAAGCGGUGCAGGUUUUAUUAAAGCAUCCAGCGAUUCACUGCAGAAUGUCUGACGAGGAGAAGAAGAAGGACAUGGGUGAAGGGCGGAACUUCUUCAUGAAUUACAGCGACAGCGAUCUGAGUGACAGCAGCAGCGACUCGGAUGAUGGAGAGCAGAAAACAUCGCGGAAGAAGCGGAAGCUCGAUGAGAAAAGCGGCGCUUCUGAGGGAAAAGCGGGAUCUUCAGGGGGACAGGGGAAGGGUGGAAGUGGAGGAAUUCCGUUACCCAAACCUGAUGAUCUGUUCAGAUCGGUGUCCAAGCCCGCUUUCCUUUACAACCCGCUGAAUAAACAGAUCGACUGGGAGAGCCGCAUCGUUAAAGCUCCCGAAGAGCCUCCUAAGGAGUUCAAGGUGUGGAAGAGCAACGCCGUGCCUCCUCCUCAGAGUUAUGAGGUGAAGGAGAAGAAGGGUCCGCCUCCCGGCAUGGACAUGGCCAUAAAGUGGUCCAGCGUGUACGAGGACAACGGAGACGAUGCUCCUCACAGACAAGCACAGCAGGCUCACUUUCUACCUGACGAUGAGCUGGCGCAUUCUGACGACGAUGAUGAUGAUGAUGAAGAGAAGGAUGGGAAGACGUCCUUGUCAGCCAAGAAGCGCAGAGUGGAGACGUUCCAGCAGAAGGAAAAGCGGAAGCGUGAUCUGGGCCAAGCCACGUCUGAUAAGAACUUUGUGGAGGAGGAAAAGCGGAUCUUGAGGCAGUGUUUGGAGUGAGGGACGAGUCGAGCUUCAUGAUGCACAGGGAGGAAGUGGACGAAAGACUGGUCGCUUAUAUAGAGCUGAAAACUCUUACUAUAACCUACCCGUAUAUUAGAGAAUAUGUAGUAAAUAAAACACUUUGCUAAUGUGAUGGUCGAGAGAAAUAAUAGCGAUGGUGUGAUGAUGCUGAGUUACUGUUACCAUACAGAUGUUGAUUACUUUCUUAUAACUGCAUGCCAGGAAGUGGGUUAUUCAUCUUCUACCACUGUAAUUUGCUUUUAUAAGAGAAAAAUUGGUCAGAAUUUUAUGUUGUGAGUGAUUUCAAAUCGGUUUGAUUAAACUGAAUCAGAUCGAGAGA
Messenger RNA from Hemibagrus wyckioides, 1168 nucleotides. It is a transcript of the gene lg15h1orf52, whose product is annotated as linkage group 15 C1orf52 homolog. The transcript is spliced from 3 exons. The coding region runs from base 121 to 825 and encodes 234 amino acids. NCBI's taxonomy places the organism in Eukaryota, Metazoa, Chordata, Actinopteri, Siluriformes, Bagridae. The record is from RefSeq and is a predicted model, not a curated record.